AUGCUAAUUUCAAAAAUUUUUGCUCUUAACGGUGAUCGUCGACAAGUGCUAAGUAAUGCGAAUUACGCAGUGAUGGAAUGGAUUCACGGGGGCGGAUAUGAAAUAGGUGAUGCCCGGAAAUUUGGGUACGUGGAUCAAGGUGCAGCACUUAAAUUUGUCAAAGAGAAUGUUGCAUAUUCUGGUGGUGACCCAGAUAGAAUAACUGCUUUUUGUAUUAGUGCUUGUGGCGAUUCUGCUAAUAUCUAUACACUAUCUUCUCAAUCACAAAGUAAAGAGUUUGAGAUAAACACAACGACAACCAAGUUGAACACAGUAAAGUCUCGCCUGAAGAAUAAGACAAUUGAGGAGUUUUUAAACGCUGCUGACAGAACAGGGGCAGUUAGUGACGAGAUCUAUGAGAUAAAAUAUGGUCCUCGCGUUGACAAUGACUUUUUACCGAAAGACCCGGAAACUUUAAUCAAGGAAGUGCCCAAGAAGCCAACAAUCAUUGGAGUUACAAAAACGAAAGCUAUCCAUUUCAUUUUGUUGGAUUACUUGAAUUAUAUCGCAAAACUUCUCUUUGUAGACAAUUUUUUGUCUUUUGGAACCGUACCGUGA
Enterobius vermicularis (human pinworm) is the source of this 597-nucleotide messenger RNA. The record is from the annotation of a GenBank genome assembly. NCBI's taxonomy places the organism in Eukaryota, Metazoa, Nematoda, Chromadorea, Rhabditida, Oxyuridae.